Molecule: messenger RNA, 3169 nt
Organism: Drosophila sulfurigaster albostrigata
Lineage: Eukaryota; Metazoa; Arthropoda; Insecta; Diptera; Drosophilidae
Gene: Oga
Product: protein O-GlcNAcase
Exons: 6
Coding region: 119-3169 (1016 amino acids)
Biological process (GO): glycoprotein metabolic process
Molecular function (GO): beta-N-acetylglucosaminidase activity
Source: RefSeq, a predicted model, not a curated record
CCGAUUUUAAUAUUGCUGGCGUCGGUCACACUGACAAAAACUAAUAAUUUCAUUUUGCCGCAUUCGCGUUUUACGUUCUUCAUUUUUAGCAUUUUAACUCGCAUAUCAUCCUGCUUCUAUGAAAAUGGAAGACGGCCACAUGGGGGAAAAAUGUGCAUCCUUGGAGCAUGCCUCGCCGGAUCAGCAAAGACAGUUUAUUUGCGGUGUAAUCGAAGGCUUUUAUGGUCGACCCUGGACAACUGAGCAACGAAAAGAUUUGUUUCGCAAAUUAAAAAAAAUGGGCAUGGACUCGUAUAUGUAUGCUCCGAAAGAUGAUUACAAGCACAGAGCCUACUGGCGAGAACUGUAUACGGUCGAAGAAGCAGAUCACUUAUCAAGUCUGAUUUCGGCUGCCAAAGAGGCGGGUAUUGUGUUUUAUUAUGCGCUAUCGCCAGGUCUGGACAUGACUUAUAGCAGUCAGAAGGAGAUUGCAACGCUUAAACGCAAACUGGAUCAAGUGUCACAAUUCGGCUGUGAAGCAUAUGCUUUACUAUUUGAUGAUAUUGAAUCGGAGUUGUCGAAAGCCGACAAAGAAGUGUUUCAAACAUUCGCCAACGCCCAAGUGUCGGUUACCAAUGACAUCUUUACGCAUUUAAGUGGUCCAAAGUUCCUCUUCUGCCCCACCCAAUACUGUGCGUCACGUGCUGUGCCUAGCGUCGUCGAUUCUGAAUACUUGAACACAUUGGGCUCCAAGCUAAACAAUGAUAUUGACAUUCUCUGGACUGGCGACAAAGUGAUAUCCAAGAUUAUAACAAUCGAAUCGGUACGAGAAAUAACUGAGAUUCUACGGCGCCCGCCGGUCAUCUGGGAUAAUUUGCAUGCCAACGAUUACGAUCAAAAGCGUGUAUUUCUGGGUCCUUACUCGGGUCGUUCACCAGAGCUGAUACCGCAUCUGCGCGGCGUCAUGACUAACCCUAAUUGUGAGUUUUAUGGCAAUUUUGUGGCAAUUCAUACGUUGGCAUUCUGGUCACGCUGCAGCAUUGACUCCAAGAUGGAUAGCUCGCUGAGUGCGGAUAUCAAGCUGGAAACAGAGAACGAAGACGAUUUACCCGUUGAGUGCAUCUCCAAGAACGUAUAUCAUCCGCGUCUAGCUCUAAAAAAUGCCAUUAGCGAAUGGCUGCCGGAGUUUUUUGUGGAAAAGGAAGCCUGGGGACCCAUUACAAAACCGCAACCUCAAGUGGAAAUGGUGAUUCCUAUUAUACCUAUCAUACCGUCGAUUAACACCUGCAUGAGUUUAACAACAACCACAACAACGUCCACGAACACGCGCACAGUGCCCGAAGUCAACACCACGCAGUUGCAAGCUCUUGCGGAUGUGUGCAGCACCGUUAGCUCUACACUAACACCCAUAUCUAAUCCGGUGAUGAACUCCCUAGUUUCGCCAACUAAAGUUGUAACCAACGAUGAGAUUAUAAAUCCCAUACCAACCACAGUUGCGUCUAAUAUUGAGCUGCCCGAGAAAAUUCCCAUUUCAAUUGUGCCAGUGCCCAUUAUGGAGGCUAAAGGAGUUGAAGAGUCUAUUGAGCUGAGCUGCGAUCUUUUUGAUCCGCUGGCAAAGGGCACUGAGGCUGUCAUCGAGGCUAGCAGCAAGUUGGACGGCUCGCCUGUUGUAGAAGAUAUUCCAAUAGAUGAGAAGCGAGACCAAGUGAAUAAUUUGAGCGUGGAAACAAUGUUGGAUGAAAGCAGUCUGAGUCCAUUGAGCGCAGGCGUCAAUGAGCCCAUGGAAUGCAGCAGCAUUAACUCGCAGAUAUCGCCUAAAGAGGCCACCAAACUGGUUGCAGAUGACGUAAUCAUGGAAGACUCGACUAACGAUGUUAACAGCAUGCACGUAGAAAGUCCUUCUUCGUCACCUGUAUCAACUGCUGAGAUGCAUGAGGAAGACGAGCUGGACGCCAAAUCUUCCCGACUGAGGAUAAAUGCAGAUGAUUUAAGUCUGCUCUGUGAUCUAUUUUAUUUACCCUUUGAGCACGGCAUACGUGGCUUGAAAUUGCUCAAUGAGUUUCAAUGGAUAAAAGUCAAUGCAAAUGUAAUGCUCCAGGAUCGUGCUUCAGGCAGUGGUGGUGAUGCUGCCAAAUCCAUGAAACCGGAGGUUAGCGAAUGGUUACAGCGCAGCGAGAUGUUUUCAAAACUUUGCGCUGGGGUUCAAGAGCUGCUGAUGAAAAUCGCUGACUGUGACAACAAGGAAAUCAGCCAUGAUCUGUACUCAUAUGUGUGGGACAUCUUGGGGGCAUUGUCGCUGCUAAAUUGCUACGUCAAGUGGCUGGCGUUGGGACACUUCCCGCAGAAUACAGCCUCAUACACUGAGGGCAGUUAUACGUGGUUUAGCAAAGGCUGGAAAGAGGCUUUCAUGUCUGGAGAUCAGGAACCGUGGGUAUUUCGUGGCGGACUCACAGCUGACUUGCAACGCCUAAUGCCCGUCGAUUCGGGCAAUGAUUUGUUUGUUUACAAGUUACCUGAACAGCCCACUGCCAAUUAUUAUCAAUUGAGGCCCUAUUGCAAUACGGAUGAAACUCAGAUUUACAAGAUCUGUACGCGCACCUAUAUGCAAUGGCAGAGCAAAGAGGAUGAUGAUGAGAUUCUGCUACCCGUUGACUUGGCGGACAUUGUAGCCGAUGGUGUUGUGGGAGCUCAUUUAACGCUGCAUCCAGAGUUUUGUGUGGUUGCCUACGAUAAUUCGAAUGCUUUGGUUGGCUAUGCCUGCGGUGCCUUGGAUGUGAAUGUCUUUCAACGCAAUAUGGAUAUUUGUUGGCUGGCCGAACUACGUGAGAAGUAUCCCAAAACACUGCUGGAAACUGACGGUGAUGUAGGCACAAAUCCACAUAAACUAGUGGCACAAUUUGUGGAAGCAUUUCACAGUAGUCCAGCAGCAUGUCCCACAGAGGUUAGCGGUUCCUUCCCAGCGGUGAUUAGCGCCGCCACCCUUAAGGAAGCAGAGCAGCGGGAUAAUGGCCUCGCCAAAAGACUGUUAACAGUCUUACUGGCCGCUUUGCGUGCCAAUGGCUGUUUUGGUGUGCACGUCUGCAUUCCCGAAAAUGAUGGGGAGCAGCUGAGUUUUUACACACGGAUUGGCUUUAUUGAGAUUUAUCGGAACGAGAGCAGUAAGUGCAUUUAUUUGGGACGACGCUUUUAG